GCCUGCUCGUGAUACCUCUCCGACUAUGCAUGCGGGAAGCGAACGUGACCCUCGAAUAGCAAAGUCGAGUUCUCUCGCUAGUAGAAAGACGGAGACCUUUAAACUCGUGCGGACACCGUCUGACCAUAUUUCAGCUUUAGGUGAUACUAUCAUAAAUAACGGUGAACAAUGGGCUGUCGUCAAUUCUGUGCAGGCUCCCCGUCGAAGUAAAACCAACAAAGUAGAAAAGGGAGAGAGGAUCUCCAAAAAAGCAAGUGAUCGCGAAAGUGGCAGGAAAGAACGUAAGCGGCUAGGCACAUUCGCUGCUGAUAGUCCUGCAGACUACCAGCGUAGAACAUUCAGUCAAGCUCAAAAAACACCUGUGAAUGGGGACCAUGUCGAAUAUUCGUCAGCGGAAUUUCCUUCGAUCAGACCUUCUCGUGCUCGUAGCCUUGAUGUGCCGCCCCGCCCUGGUAUUGCUCAACCUGUCAUGUCUUCAUAUCACGGAGACACGACAAACCGCAAUAAGGGCAAUGACACACAGCGUGAAGGGAGUCGACAACGGUCUGCACACAGUGGUAGCAGAUAUCAACUUACUUUCCCUAUUCCAAAUGUUGUAUCUCAUGUUGAACAUUUUCCUUCUACGUCAGCUCGGCCCACAUCCGAAUUAUCUGCUGCAGAUAUCAACGCUCUCAGGGCCCGUGAAAUUUGGGAAAUGGACCGCUUAUGGAAGGGGCGCACUAUGUAUCAUGGUGCGCCUGAGGUCAGUGUGAUAAACACGCCCCCUAGCACGAGGGAUUCCAGACACUUUCUACCCUACAGCGAAUCGGCCAGAGAUAACAUAUCCACGCGCAGCGUGGGUCAUGGCUCUAGUCACACGUCUUACGUGGUGCAAACGCCUUUUCAAGCCCAUCCUAUCCCUGCGACCGUCUUUUAUGCCAACAUGCCUUCUGUGCCGCCUCCGAUGAUUAUUGUACCUCCGUGCGGACAGCCUGCACGGCCUUCGUCUUCACUUCAUGACUACUCCGCAACUUACAAAUCUUUACCAGAUUCUUUCACCUUCCCUUCCAAAGAAUCGUUGAUAGAGCACAUGUCCUCUCGGCCUUCCAAUCCUCUG
Molecule: messenger RNA, 1096 nt
Organism: Serpula lacrymans var. lacrymans S7.9
Lineage: Eukaryota; Fungi; Basidiomycota; Agaricomycetes; Boletales; Serpulaceae
Exons: 1
Source: RefSeq, a predicted model, not a curated record